This is a messenger RNA of Olea europaea var. sylvestris, 971 nucleotides long. RefSeq names its product ethylene-responsive transcription factor ERF003-like. Lineage: Eukaryota; Viridiplantae; Streptophyta; Magnoliopsida; Lamiales; Oleaceae. The transcript has 2 exons. The coding region runs from base 173 to 724 and encodes 183 amino acids. Gene Ontology annotation, molecular function: DNA binding; DNA-binding transcription factor activity. The record is from RefSeq and is a predicted model, not a curated record. Gene Ontology annotation, biological process: regulation of DNA-templated transcription.
AAAACUGCUUGCCAGUAGGCCAAAAAAAGAGCACUUGAAAGAAUUUUUCUCCAGUACAAAAACCCCUCAGCCCCCUCCAUGGUCUAAUGUACCAUUCCCUCUUUCAUAAUUCUUAAAAAAAGAAAAAAAGCAUUAGCAAGAAGUACAGUAGAUUUACUUGCAGUAGCUAACAAUGGCCCGACCGCAGCAGCGAUAUCGAGGUGUUCGACAGAGGCAUUGGGGCUCGUGGGUCUCUGAAAUUCGUCAUCCUUUACUAAAGACUAGAAUUUGGUUAGGCACAUUCGAGACAGCAGACGAUGCAGCAAGAGCCUAUGAUGAGGCAGCUAGAUUAAUGUGUGGUCCAAGGGCUAGAACUAAUUUCCCUUACAAUCCCAAUUACUCGAAUAACUCUUCGUCUCAGCUUCUUUCGGCCACAUUGACAGCAAAAUUGCACAAGUGCUACAUGGCUUCUCUUCAAAUGGCUGCUAAACAAUCGAUCCAAGAACAUCGUACUCCUCAAAUAAUUCCUUCGCGAAAUGCAGCAAUUCCGAGUGAUGCCAGUGCCAUUACAGUAGAGAAUGCUCCUAAUUAUGAAACCAGUUUUUGGUCAGCAGAUUAUGAGAAGAAACCAAUGGUGCAAGUGCAAGAAAUUAAGCCACUUGAAGAAGACCAUAUAGAGCAAAUGAUUGAAGAACUUCUUGAUUAUGGGUCCAUUGAGUUCUGCUCAUCUCAUCAGCCAAUGUGAACUAGCUACUAGCUUAUUUCGACAGCAUCAAUCUUGUUAUGGCUGAAAAAAAAGCCAUUUUUUGGCUCUUAAGUUAAGCCAAACGUGCUCGUUAAUUUAACCCAUUUAUCUAAACCUUAGUUAUCUCUAGAAGCUCUUCAACUAUAUUAGGACUUCACUUGCAUUGGAUGAAGAUUAUGUACAUUGUACCGUGUUAUAAAUUUUUGCUAUUGCCUGAGUUGACGUAGAAAUAGUAUUUGCUAUUUCA